Messenger RNA from Bipolaris zeicola 26-R-13, 813 nucleotides. RefSeq lists its product as uncharacterized. The coding region runs from base 1 to 813 and encodes 270 amino acids. The record is from RefSeq and is a predicted model, not a curated record. The transcript has 3 exons. Lineage: Eukaryota; Fungi; Ascomycota; Dothideomycetes; Pleosporales; Pleosporaceae.
AUGAAGUACUCAUUUAGCCUCGUCCUCGCGGCGCUCUCUUCCAUGGGCAGCGUCACAGCCUCGCCUGUUGACCUCGAAGCUCGCCAAACCGGCAGCACAGAUCCCUACAUGGACUCCGGUCUCCCAGGCCACACCAUCUACCUCCCCGCCGGCAACCCAACCAACGGCAAGUACCCCGUACUUGUCUGGGGCAACGGCGCCUGCAGCACCGACGGCCGCUCCAACAGCGCUCUGCUCCGCAACAUGGCCGCCAACGGCUUCCUCGCCAUCUCCGAGGGCGGCCUCAACGGCGGCGGCUCAUCCACCGCCCAAACCAUGAAAGCAGCCAUCGACUGGAUCACAAAGACUGCAGGCACAGGCCGCUACGCCAACGUCGAUGCCAGCCGCAUCAUGGCCGCCGGCUUCUCCUGCGGCGGUGUCCAAGCCGCCGACAACAUUAACGACCCGCGCGUCGACACCGUCGGAAUCAUCAGUUCGGGUCUUCUCUCCAACACCGACGCCGCCAAGUCGUGGAAGAAGCCCGUUCUCUUUGUUCUUGGUGGAACUGGUGAUAUUGCGUACCAGAAUGGCGAACGCGACUACCGCAACCUCCCUGCCGGCACUCCCUCGUGGAAGGGAAACAUCCCAGUCGGCCACGGCGGCACCCUUGGUGACGCAAACGGCGGCAAGUUCGGUCGUGCCAUUCUUAACUGGGCCAAGUGGUCCCUCAAGGGCGACCAGACUGCUGCGCAGUGGUUCAAGAACGGUUACCAGGCUGAUGGAUGGCAAGUUCAGUCUAAGGAUUUGGACAAGCUUAAGCCUGCUACCAAGUAA